This is a messenger RNA of Myxocyprinus asiaticus (Chinese sucker), 6849 nucleotides long. RefSeq names its product probable E3 ubiquitin-protein ligase TRIML1. The transcript has 2 exons. Lineage: Eukaryota; Metazoa; Chordata; Actinopteri; Cypriniformes; Catostomidae. The record is from RefSeq and is a predicted model, not a curated record. Gene Ontology annotation, molecular function: zinc ion binding; protein binding. Bases 3725 to 5419 code for a protein of 564 amino acids.
AGUGUGCGUGCUUGGUGCUGAGUGGCCUAAUCAGCGGGAGAGAGAUAAGAGGAGUUGUCGGGAGUGCUGGAGAGAGAGAGAGACACACACGGAGCUGUGUGUGUGUGUGUCAUCCUGUUGUUAUGUGGCAGUUCAGUGAUUUAAGUUAUUAUUAAAGUCUUGUUAAGUGUUAACCCGGUUCCUGCUUCCUCCUUUCCCGCUGAUUAAGCCAGCACACUCACAGCCCGGCCACGUCCUCCUCCUCGUCACAAGGACCUUGUCAGAUACUCUUACCAUCAGCACUGGCACCCCUCAGGGGUGUGUCAGCUCACCAGUCCUAUUCACCCUGUACACCAAUGAAUGCACAUGCAGCAUAGCCAACACAUAUAUGAUAAAGUUUUCUGAUGACACGGCUAUCCUGGGUCUUAUGCCAGACAUAAUAGAUACAACUGCAUACAAAUAUGAGAUCCAGAAAUGUGUACAGUGGUGUGACAAGUACUUCCUAAACCUUAAUGUAAAGAAAACAGAGGAGAUGAUAAUUGACUACAAAUGCCUUGGUGACCACUCACCAGUGGUUGUCCAUAACUGCAACAUAGCCCAGGUUGAUUCCUACAAAUAUCUGGGCGUACAAUGACAAUAAACUGACAUGGAGUUCUUAUGAGGAUGCUGUCUGCUCUAAAGUUCAACAGAGACUGUACUUUCUCUGUAGAUUGAGGGCUUUUGGUGUUAACCAGAAAGCUUUGCUUCUCUUCUGCUAUGCUGUAGUUGAGAGCAUCAUUCGCAAUGGCAUUACAGCCUGGUUUGGCAACCUUGGUGUACAGUUGAAAUCUAGAAUUACUUGCCUCACCCUGAGAACAAUGAAAAUCAUGGGAGUCAGGCAACAUCCCACCACACAGGAUAUCUUCAGUGAAAUAAUCACCAGACAGGCCCAGAAGAUCAUUUCAGACCCCACCCAUGUCCUCCUCCCAUAGUACCAGCUCCUAACCUCAGGCAGACACUUUAGAGUCCCCAAGUGCAGACUGAAUGGUUUUAGGAACUCUUUUGUCCCUUUGUCCAUUAAAGCUUUAAAAGCUAAACUAGCAAAAAGUAUGUAAGAGACUUGUAAUAUCAGUCUUAUUCUGUACAAAUAUAUUCCGGAUAUAGUUACAUUGUAGAUGGGUAUUGUGCAAUGUUUUGUCAUUGGCAUUCCAAGUGUGUGGAUUUGCUAUGUGUGUAAUUAUGGAUGACAAAUGUGUAUGUACUAUGUUUUCUAACAACAGAUGCAGUGUAUGUCAAAGACAAAUUUCCUUCUGGACAAUAAAGUUUAAUCAAAUCAAACCAACUCAGUGAAGUCAAACAUAGUACAAUGUGCUAAGAAUAUAUUACAAUUCAUGUGGCAUAAUGAUUACCAGUAGAAAUAUGUAGAAUUGCUGAUAAAGAACAGAUAAAAAAAGAUGUAGUUAAAAAAUGAAAAUAAAACAAAUAAAUAAAACAAAUACAUAUUCUAAAAAAAUCAAACACACACACACACACACAAUCUAUUUAAAACUUACUUUUUACUUUACCUGCAACUACAAGUGCAAUGGGUUGUGAUUUAGACCAGUACAAGACCAUUUCAUACACAGAAGGUAAACUGAGCCUGCCUAUGCAUUUGUUUAUAAAACUAAAACUUUAUUUUAAACAUUUUUAAAUGGAUGAAUUGGAGUGGAUAGUGAAAGAAAAGCAGCUUACAACUGUCCAGUGUACAUGGGAAAUUCUUAUCUGUAAACUAGGCAUAGGGUCUAUGCUUAAAUAAAAAAAAAAAAAAAAAAAAUGGUUACUACAUUUUCAUACAUCCAUUUUGUUAUUUAAUAGUUUUGAUGACUUUGAUAUUAUUAUAAUUAAGAAUUAGUACCUGUAUGUGUGUCCAAACUGUUGAAUGGCAGGGUAGAUAUACUGCUAUGAUAAUUCUAGACUGAUCUCACUGUGAAAUCGGUGACAGUAGGUUGAAAGUUCUUCAGUUGAAAUCGGUCUGUGCUUACCGAAAUUUGAACCACUGCCCCCAGUGGCCGAAGCUGGAACUGCUGUCCAAAAAGUGGAGACAAAAUCGAGUUGUUUUUACUUGUAAAUAAUGCAAUACAGUCAACAGGAAUUAAUAUUUUAAUAACCAUACGCCCUAAAUCAAACCAUAUCCCUAAAUCUAAUUGUCGGUGAAGUACAAAUUUAAUUUUAAAGGGAAAAUGCAACCUCUGAAUCUCACUCAUGAUUGAUCAUGUGAAAGUAAUUACAACCUGGUUUCCAUGGGACUAGAACCCAUGUCUUGAAGGUUGCUUUUACAUCGCACUAUCAGUGGUGCCACAGGAAAUGCUGAACAUGUUUGAAAUUAUGCAAAGGUGUCUGAUGGGAGAUGGCACUUUUCUUUAACUGCAGAAAGGGGUCAGUGUCAGGGUACUGGAACUUUCGGUAGCAAUGUCAAAUUCCUAUGUGAUCAUGUAUUCUAAUAAAGAAUGAUUUUGUGUGUCCAAACUGUUGACUGGCAGGGUAGCUAUGCUGCUAUGAAAAUUCUGUUCCUGAACAUUUCCAAAGGGCUUUGAUUAAAGAUUCCCUGCAGCAGUUUAGCAUUCUUGAAAUUGUAAUGCUGACAAGACUGAGUGUUUUGUUAUGUUUUUCUUUGAUUGCAACACCUGGAGGUUUCCUAAACAUCAAAUUGUGGCAGCUUGCAACAAUGUUUUCUGGGAAAUUGUAUAUGCUACACUUGAUAUAUGCUUCUGCUGAGUAAGCUUUGGGAGUCUGACCCAUUUGAAAUGUUUUUUUUUUUUUUUUUUUUUUUUUUUUUUAUUAUUUGAGUAUAUUUAUUUUUUUAGCAUUUUUAGGGUCUGAUAAAAGGGUGAAGACUCCAAUCUUGAGUCUUGCUGUAGACGUGUCAUGCAGUUAUGGUCUACACUUUGAAACAUUUGUUGAUUCAUGCUUUGAUUUUAUGUUCUGUUUAUUAGCAUGCCUUCUUCACCCACAGAAUUUCGCAGUGCAAAGUUAAAUGUAACCGCGCCUUAAGGCAAUGAUGUUCAUAAAUUUUUAAGUGUGGCUUAAGUGUUCAAAAACGUUUUGGGCCAUUGUAUGUUAUGAGAAAAUAAUGCAAAAUCCUCACUUUGCAGUGCAGUAUUAGGUCCUCUUCACUAGGCCUUUGAGAUACAAGAGUAUUUCAUUAAAAUUAAAGUAUUAUUGUUUCUCAUCAGAUUUCUUUAAUUGAUCUCUUUCUAAAUAUUUCAGGAACAUCAAAAGCAUUUGAUUUUGAUUCUCUCUCAAAGGGGCUAUGGCGUGACUCAAUUUGACCAUGUCAGUUUCAAACAGUCAUCUCCUUUGUCCCAAACUUUUCUGGUUAGCACAACAGGAUGAAGCACUCUCAAGGUUUUCAGAUGUGGCACAAAACAGCCCCCACACUGAGGAAGCUGUGUUUACUAUAAACAUGGACAUGCAUGACACAUUAGCUUUCAUUCUAUUCUGCUGGUUUCCAUGUUUUUUAAUGAUCAUAUGAAUGUUCAUCUUUGAGCAGGAACCACAAGGACAUGAGUUUCGAAAAAGUCUAAUCAACAUGCUUGAGCACCCGCAGAGUUUAAUUUAUCCAACAUUCCAUCAUAGGUUUUCGUUCUCUCUUGCCAGCUGCCAUUGUAAUGUAGUCUCAUACUGCCCAAUCAAACUACUUUUCUUUUCUCAGCAACAUCAUUCCAUACCUGGAAUGUUGCGCUGCAGGCUUAUAACAGGAUAAACCUGUAACUGUUCUGACUGUACCAUGUCCCUCAUUAUUGUACAUGUACAUGCAGAAGUGCUUUCGCUGACAACUUGGAGAGACAUGUCUCAAAGUAAACCUGAAGAACGUCUAACUUUGGAGCUGAGUUGUCCAAUCUGCUUGCAGCUGUACCAUAACCCUGUGACCCUUCCUUGCGGGCAUAAUUAUUGCUUAUGUUGUAUACAAAAUGUGGCAGGUGCAGAAGACCCCAAGAGCCCAAGACGUUGCCCGGAGUGCAGGGAAGAGUACGGCAACCCUGAUACACUGCCAAAGAACUUCAAACUCAGCGGUAUCGUGGAUGGGUACCUGGCAGUUACGUCCAGUGGUGGGCUGAAAGGAGGCCAUGUAGUGCUGUGUGACCAGUGUCUAGAAGAUCCGGCAUCUGCUGUGAUAUUCUGCAUGUGCUGUGAAAUGUCGUUGUGCCCGAGCCACCUCAAGCGGCAUAAGGAACAGCACCUUUCUAAUGACCACAUAUUGAUGGAGCUGCCCAUAGAACACGAUGGGAAGAGAUGCCCAGUGCACAGGAAGGUAACGGAAUACCUGUGUGCACAAGAGCGACUGUUUCUCUGCUCAGAGUGCUUGAUGGAAGGGGCUCACCAGAAUCACGAUGUACAGACAUUUGAGGUGGCAAAAGAGGAAAUGCAGAGAAUUAUGGAAGGGCUGGGAAAGUCUGUGUCUGAUAAGUUACAGAUUACGGAAGCUCUGCUCAAAAAUGCAAAUGAAAGAGAUGGGCCUGUUGAUAAGACAGAAGAUAAACUGGUGGCCAGGGCAAACAUAUUGCUGGACAAUAUGACUACACUAAUAAGCGCAUAUAAGAGUCGAAUGGGUGCUGCAAUGGACGAUGAGCUUCAUUUGCGCGACAAAAUCUGGCAGGCCAAUCUACGUGAUUUGGAAGACUAUCAAAAGCUGCUGCAGGCAGCCCACCAGAGCACCAGUGAGGUUCUCUCUGAAUCCUCAGAGUUUCUCUUUAUCCAGCACUACCUCAAAGUUGAAGCAAGGGUCCGCCAGGCUGCUAACACCACCAUUCCUAGCCUACCUACACAAGAACAUUCAUGUGCCAAAAAGCUGCGCUCUACCCUUCGAACAGACACCUUCCAUGCCGAGAUGAGCCUUCUACUGGAGUGUCUCCAUGGCAUGAUGAACCCUCUGGACCUGACCUUUAACCCAGACACAGCCCAUCCCAGCCUUAUGCUGUCCAGCAAUCUCAAAACAAUCAAGCAAUGUGCUGGAGGGAAGAAAAGCAGUGCUGGAGACCAGGGUGAGCGGUUCUGCACCGCUGCUCAGGUCAUGUGCUCCCAGGGUUUCUCUACAGGAGUUCACAUGUGGGCAGUGGAGAUAGGGCCUGGAUGUAUGUGGUCAGUGGGACUGUGUUACAAAAGCAUCCCACGUAAAGGUGACCACAGCAGGCUGGGGCAUAACACCAGCUCCUGGAGGUUGCAGUGGAAGAACACGAAGCUGACAGUGUGCCAUGAUUUGGCUAAUAUAGUUGUAGGUGACGGGUGGGUUGUGCCACCGAAGAAGGUCAGAGUGACCCUGGAUUACGAAGGAGGAACAGCUGCGUUCCAUAGCACAGGUCAAGGAGGAAGAAAGCAGCAUCUUCAUACAUUUAGUGCCGUGUUCAAGGACAUAGUGUAUCCUGCAUUUGGGAUCCACUCUACCUCAGAGGAGUCUUGGAUUACACUUUUGAGUGGAGUUUGACUGACAUGUACAUAGAUGUACUCACGCUUUGCUCACUUUCAUUUUUCACUUUCUGUAACACUCUAGGUGACUCGUGCUUUCAUUCUUCUUUUUGUUUGAUUCAUUAAUGCAUUAAAAUGCCUAAACAUCUACACUUGAAAAGGUUUAGACUCUUUUGGACACUUAAUUCACACUUAAAAUGUAUAAAUUAAUUGCAUGAGAUAACAAAAUAUCAAAGCUGCAAACAGGGGUGCAUUACCGCAUGGACUUACACUGGCUGAAGCCCGGGGGCCCAUCUAAUGGCGUCCGCCACCCCAUUAUCCCCUAUCGAUGUUCAUGGGAAGAGCGCGUCUAAACUCUUUCAGCGGGAGACACUUUUGUAAACACGGAGACAGUGCGCAACCAUGAAAGGCGUCCUUGCACAUGCAGUUCCACCAACACCAGUGCACAAAAAAAGAGUUGCGUCUGAACACAUAUACACAUUGGCACACAUGCUAAACAACAGCAACAUUCAGGGAUAUGUACAGUAUGUUUGCGGUUUUGUACCUGUGUGCUGAGAAAACGAUUUUAAGUUUCAUAAAAAUGCAAAGAUGCCCUGAAAAAACCACAUACCGUAAAUCGCAUACUUUCACAUUGUACAAGAAACUGCAUGUAGCUUGUCCUGCAUAUACAAGACAUACUCGUUCACAUCUUGCUAAAAGCAUUUGUCUUAAUACCAAGUCAACACAUGUCUGGACAGACAGUUUCCCAUAAAAAUCUCAGUCUCGUCUCACUUCAUAUUUUACUCUGGUGAACUGACAUAGGAUCUCAAUUCAUGCAGAAGUUAUGUUACAUGCAGAUUCAUAUACCCUAUAUUGUGUAUGUGCUAACUGCAUAAAUGAGGAUUUUUCUGGACCACUGUUGGAUGAUUGCACAUUUGUUGUUAGGCGUUUAUAAGAAUUUAAAAUCAUUUGAUCUGUCUUUCUCUGUAAAACCAUUUCACUUGAACUGGUCAUUCAUGUUAUGUGUUUUUGGUUUCAUGUGAUAGUUUAGUUAGUACAAUGGAUUUUACAGCAUUUGUAUGAGUUUUAUAUAUAUAUAUAUAUAUAUAGUUAUGUAUAGUUAAUAUAAGUUAAUUCUGUAUUACUUUUUUCUUUUAAUGCUAAUAGAACACAGAAUCUUUUUGUUCUUUGGCAUCUCAUUUAUAAAAUUUCAAUAAACAUAGAAUAUGGUUGUUGACUAAAAUGCAAAUAUAAAAUAAAAAUAAAAAUAAAACAAAAUCUAUAGAUGCAUAAAAUGUCCAUAAUCAGGUACAGUAUGACAUCACAUUGGUAAUACAGCAGAUGGUAAUAGCUGAGUUAUCAGGUUUGAUGUGCCAUAAAGAAAUAUUAUAGUUAACCAUUAACAUUGUGUGACUUUAACCCUGAAGGACAACGGAAGAAGACAUAACCUCAACGACACAAAGGUCUCAC